AUGGGACGUUUAGUUGGCUUAGAGCUAAGUAAUUUUAAGUCCUAUAGAGGAAUCACCAAGGUUGGAUUUGGCGAGUCGAAUUUCACAAGUAUUAUCGGUCCUAACGGUUCUGGUAAAUCAAACAUGAUGGAUGCCAUCUCUUUUGUGCUUGGUGUGCGAAGUAAUCACUUAAGAUCUAAUAUAUUGAAGGAUUUAAUCUAUAGAGGGGUCUUAAACGAUGAUAAUGAUGACAAUUAUAAUGAUACUUCUGACGAUGAUGUGGCGUCCUCCAACCCAAAGUCCGCAUACGUGAAGGCCUUUUAUCAAAAGGGUAACAAAAUGGUAGAGCUAAUGAGGAUUAUUUCCAGGAAUGGUGACACUAGUUAUAAAAUUGAUGAAAAAACCGUUUCCUAUAAGGAUUAUUCCAUAUUUCUUGAGAACGAGAAUAUUCUUAUCAAAGCCAAAAAUUUCUUGGUAUUCCAAGGUGAUGUUGAGCAAAUUGCGGCACAGUCACCCAUAGAAUUAUCAAGAAUGUUUGAAGAAGUGUCAGGUUCUAUCCAAUAUAAGAAGGAGUAUGAUGAGUUAAAGGAAAAGAUUGAAAAAUUAAGCAAGUCCGCAACCGAAUCUAUCAAAAAUAGGAGAAGGAUCCAUGGUGAAUUGAAAACAUACAAGGAAGGCAUUAACAAAAACGAGGAAUAUAGGAAACAAGUUGAAAAAAAGAGUGAGCUGCAGAAAUUCCAGGCUCUAUGGCAGCUAUAUCACUUAGAACAGCAAAAGGAAGAGCUAACAGAUAAGCUGUCAGCAUCUAACUCUGAAAUAUCGUCUUUGAAAGAAAAAAUAAAUCACGAAAUGAAAUCACUACAACGCUCCAAAUCUUCUUUUGUUAAGGAAAGCGCCGUAAUUUCUAAGCAGAAAAGUAAACUAAACUAUAUUAUCAAGGAUAAAGAAAAACUGGUUUCGGAUUUACGACUAAUAAAAGUGCCUCAACAGGCGGCAGGGAAACGUGUUUUACAUAUUGAAAAAAGGAUCGAAAGUUUACAGAGAGACCUUCAAAGACAGAAGGCUUACGUAGAGAGAUUUGAAACACAACUGAAAGUAGUAACCAAAUCCAAGAAAACCUUUGAAGAGGAAAUCAAAGAAUCUGCUAGAAAUUAUGAUAAAUUCAAGCUGAAUGAAAAUGAUCUAGAGACAUAUAAUUGCUUACAUGAAAAAUAUCUUACGGAAAAUGGGUCGAUUCUAGAAGAAAAGAUUGCCCUUUACAAUAACGAUAAACAAGAAAUCCAGGAAGAGUUAGACAGAUUCAAUAAAAGAGCCGAUAUUUCUAAAAGAAGGAUAACAGAAGAACUUUCCGUAACAGGAGAAAAGUUAGACACGCAACUGAACGAUUUGAGAGCUUCUUUAAAUGAAAAAAACGCCGUUCAUACUGAACGUUUGCAUGAACUUAAGAAACUACAAUCUGAUAUUGAAUCUGCUAACAAUCAAGAAUAUGACUUGAAUUUCAAGUUGAGAGAAACACUGGUUAAGAUAGAUGACUUGAGUGCUAAUCAAAGAGAAACUAUGAAAGAAAGAAAACUAAGAGAAAACAUAGCAAUGUUGAAAAGGUUCUUUCCCGGUGUAAAAGGCCUUGUUCAUGAUCUUUGUCACCCAAAAAAAGAAAAGUAUGGCCUAGCAGUGUCUACAAUUUUGGGUAAGAACUUUGAUUCUGUCAUUGUAGAGAAUUUAACUGUAGCUCAAGAAUGUAUUGCAUUUUUGAAGAAGCAACGUGCAGGCACUGCCUCUUUCAUACCGCUUGACACAAUCGAGACAGAAUUGCCUACGUUAUCAUUACCUGAUUCACAAGAAUACAUUUUAUCAAUUAAUGCCAUUGAUUAUGAGCCAGAAUAUGAAAAGGCGAUGCAAUAUGUGUGCGGCGACUCCAUCAUUUGUAAUUCAUUAAAGAUUGCCAAAGGUUUGAAAUGGAAUAAGGGUGUGAGGGCCAAAUUGGUUACAAUCGAAGGCGCUUUGAUUCACAAAGCUGGGUUGAUGACAGGUGGUAUAUCGGGUGAUGCCAAUAAUAGGUGGGACAAAGAAGAAUAUCAAAGUUUAAUGUCUUUGAAAGACAAACUGCUGGUUCAAAUCGAUGAGCUUUCUAAUAGUCAACGUUCUAAUUCUAUCAGAGCAAGGGAAGUAGAGAAUAGUGUUUCACUAUUAAAUUCCGAUAUAGCAAGUUUAAGAACCCAAGUAACGCAACAGAAACGCUCCUUGGAUGAAAAUAAUUUGGAGAUAAAGUACCAUAAUGAUUUGCUAGAAAAGGAAAUCCAACCAAAAAUAACUGAAUUGGAGAAAAAACUAGAUGAUUUGGAAAAUACAAAGAAUGGGCUAGAAAAGGAGAAGGAAAUAUUACAGAAUGAUAUCUUCAAGGAAUUUACAAGUAAAAUUGGCUUUUCUAUCAAAGAAUAUGAAAAUCAUUCUGGUGAAUUAAUGAGACAACAAUCUAAAGAAUUACAACAGCUACAAAAACAAAUUUUGACCGUUGAGAAUAAGUUGCAAUUUGAAACAGACAGGUUAAACACUACUCAAAGAAGAUAUGAAAAGGCACGGAAAGAUCUAGAGAAAGCUCAAGUCGAGAUGAGUUCUUUGGAAGAACAGGAACAUGCAAUAGAAAUGAAAAUAGAAUCAAUAGGGUCCAAAUUGGAAGAAAAUAAAAACCAUUUAGUUGAGUUGGAGAAGAAACUUGUAACAAAACAGAGUGAUUUAAAUUCCAGUGAAGAUAUUUUGGAAGACAUGAAUAGCAACUUGCAAGUUUUGAAAAGGGAAAGAGACGGCAUAAAAGAAGAUGUUGAAAAGAAUGACUUGGAAAAAGUAACAGCAUUGAAAAAUUGUAAGAUCUCAAACAUAAAUUUACCUAUACUAUCGCAAACAACAUUAGACGAUUUCCCUAUAUCUUCCAGAGAUUCUGACGCGAUUACAAUUUCCAACAGUAUUGUUGUAGACUACAAAGGACUCCCAAAAAAAUACAAAGAAAACAAUAGUGAUUCAGCAAAGAGAGAGCUCGAGCAAAAAAUCCGUGAAAUAGAAGAAAUAUUGAAUGAGUUGCAACCAAAUGCAAGAGCUGUAGAGAGAUAUGAUGAAGCAGAAGGAAGAUUUGAAGUGAUAAAUAACGAAACAGAACAGUUGAAGACCGAAGAAAAAAAAAUCCUAAACCAAUUUCUCAAAAUCAAGAGAAAAAGGAAAGAAUUGUUCGAAAAGACAUUUGAUUACGUGAGCGAUCAUCUGGACGCAAUCUAUAGAGAACUGACUAAAAACCCCAAUUCUAAUGUAGAAUUGGCUGGCGGUAAUGCGUCUCUGACCAUAGAGGACGAAGAUGAGCCGUUCAAUGCAGGAAUCAAAUAUCAUGCCACCCCACCUCUGAAAAGAUUCAAGGAUAUGGAAUAUCUUUCGGGUGGUGAAAAAACUGUGGCUGCCUUGGCUUUACUAUUUGCUAUUAAUUCAUACCAGCCUAGUCCCUUCUUUGUGCUGGAUGAAGUAGAUGCCGCAUUAGACAUUACUAAUGUCCAGAGAAUCGCUGCCUACAUAAGAAGACACCGUAAUCCCGACCUCCAGUUCAUUGUCAUUUCAUUGAAGAACACCAUGUUUGAAAAAUCUGAUGCUCUCGUAGGUGUUUACAGGCAGCAACAAGAAAAUUCCUCUAAAAUCAUAACUUUGGACUUGAGCAAUUAUGCAGAAUGA
Saccharomyces mikatae IFO 1815 is the source of this 3687-nucleotide messenger RNA. It is a transcript of the gene SMC1, whose product is annotated as cohesin subunit SMC1. Gene Ontology annotation, molecular function: protein binding; ATP binding; DNA binding. The transcript has a single exon. The record is from RefSeq and is a predicted model, not a curated record. Lineage: Eukaryota; Fungi; Ascomycota; Saccharomycetes; Saccharomycetales; Saccharomycetaceae. Bases 1 to 3687 code for a protein of 1228 amino acids. Gene Ontology annotation, cellular component: chromosome; cohesin complex; nucleus. Gene Ontology annotation, biological process: sister chromatid cohesion.